This is a messenger RNA of Exserohilum turcica Et28A, 1920 nucleotides long. RefSeq lists its product as uncharacterized. Gene Ontology annotation, molecular function: RNA binding. NCBI's taxonomy places the organism in Eukaryota, Fungi, Ascomycota, Dothideomycetes, Pleosporales, Pleosporaceae. The record is from RefSeq and is a predicted model, not a curated record. Bases 1 to 1920 code for a protein of 639 amino acids. The transcript has 5 exons.
AUGUCUCAUACCUCUCCCCAGUCGUCGUCCGCCCACGGCCCUUCGUCAAGCCCAUUCGCCGGCACGGAUCCAACCCUCUACUCGCCUGACCUCGACCGCAAACCUCGCCUCGCCCAUCGUCGACAGAUCACCGCCAUUGCGACUGGAAAGCAGGUCGUGAAGGAGGCUAACGACAAGACAGCAAGCAUGAAGACCAUCCUUCCCCGUCCUGCCACUUACGUCGAGGGCGGCUUCAUCAACGAGCUGCCCGAAGACGCUCACGGCUAUGUUUCUCGCUAUCAGUUCAUCUCUCAACUGCCCGAUGGAACUAAUGCUGGUCUUGACGCUGAGCAUGAACUCUUCAGUGUCCAGCACCAGAUGAAGCUGUAUGCCUGCUUCCUCAAUGCAGUGCCGUAUUACGCUCGCGGUGUCUUUAUUCGCUACGAUGAUCUGCGCGAUGCUGCCGAGGGCAAGGACAUCCUUGAGCAGCACGAGUUCACUGUCGACUACGUCACUUCCUACGACUACGCCAAGGCCAAGGCCCAGGACACUGCCAACAUCAAGGAGUACGAGGGUCAGAUCAAGCUGUCUAUCAUGAUUGAUCCCAAUCCCGAUCAAGCCGUCUGGGAGUUCUCGUCCGACGACCUGGCUGGCAUCUCCAACGCUGUCAAGAUCACUGCCCAGGCCUUUGGCGAAGUCCGCAACGUCACCCACAUCGACUCCCUUGACGACAAGAUGCUUCUUGUAUACCGCAUCGAGUUCUUCUCCAUCGACGCUGCCAUCCGCGCUGUCCAGUCUCUCCGCAUUGAUCCGGUCUGGGGCGUCAACAACGAGAAGUCGUUCCAGUGGUGCACGCUCGAGCCUGCCCUUUGGACUGGCGAGCAUGGAAAGGCCUCACCGCAUCGCUACAAGCCCCACGUCGAUGCCCAUGGUCGCAUCUACGGCUAUCGCUUCGCUCCCCACCAUCACAUUCCUGACCAGCACUCGGACCGUCGUUCUAGCUACCACAACCACCCACACGACCAGCACAACCGUGUCCGCCGUGAGCGCAUUCUCGAUGGCAGCGAUGUUCGCACUACAGUCAUGCUUCGCAACAUCCCCAACAAGCUCGAUUGGAUGGCCCUGAAGAACAUCCUCGAUGACGUCUGCUUCGGCACAUACGACUUCAUGUACCUUCGCAUUGACUUCAAGUCUGGCUGCAACGUUGGUUACGCCUUCAUCAACUUCACCGAUGCCAACGGCAUGCUGUCGCUCAUUGACCGCAUCGAGCGUCGACUCUGGCCCGGUUUCAACUCCGAGAAGACCGCCGAGAUCUCCUACGCCACCAUCCAGGGCCGCGAGGCACUUGUCCAGAAGUUCCGCAACUCGUCUGUCAUGCAGGAGACUCCUUACUGUCGCCCUCGCCUGAUCUUCACCAUCGCCGACGCUGAGAUGAUGGGUCAGCUGCGCACUGCCGGUACCGAGCAGGCCUUCCCUCGCCCCGACAAUCUUUCCAAGCUUCAGCGUUCGAUGGACAGCGCCCGUAGCAUCGGUCUCUAUCCCCCCAACGGAUACGCUCCUCUGACCGAGCACCGCAACCGUUCCAGCGCAUACGACCGUGGCGGCCCCCGCGACAUCAUGCAGGCUGCCAUGCACUUUGCUCAUCAGCGCGCUGCUCCCGUUCAGUUUGCCGGCUUGAGCGAGGCCAAGAAGCAAGACAUCGAGACUUGGUACCUGUGCACCUAUGGUGGUGGUCACUGUGGUCGUAUCCCCUUUGACUGCAUCCCCAUGACCCAUGUCACUCAGUACUUCAACGAGAAUCCAUCUCCCGCUCCGGUUCCAGGUGUCAUCGGUGCUCCCGCUAGCAGCACUCCAACUCGUGCUUCUCGUAUCCCCCGUGGUCCGAUGCCUCCCUUCUCGGCUCGUGGCUAUCCUGAUGCCAAUGCCAACCCUUUCUUGUAA